AUGUUUUAAAUAAAAUUUCUUGGUAGAUUCUUCUCUGGGUCUAAGGAUAAAUAAGGAGUUUCAUGUGAACACUAGACAAAUCAAAAUCAGAAUAUAAAUGGAAAUUCUUAUAAAUGUAUGAAAUAAUUAAAACAAAAAUUUCAAUCCUGCCAACAUGAAGUUGAAUAUUAUUGUUUGAAAAGGAUUAACUUAGUGACAAAUGUCCUCUCAUUUGUGAUAAAAUACUGUCGAAUGGAGAUCGGUGUAAAAAAAAAAUGUUAUGAAAGUUGCCUGCUUAAUAUAGAUAAUGGCUAAGAAUUAAACAAAAAUAAACUAUGUGAACAUUUUCUAUAAAGCAAGGAUAUUUGUUAAGAAUAGCAAAAACAAUGCAAUUAAGAAAUUAAUGUAUUAUUAGAUUGUGGCCAUACUGCUAUUUCUAAAUGUUGGGAGAGAGAAGAAUUUAAAAAAACCUUUGCUUGUAAAUAAAUCUGCAUGAAAUAAAGAAGUUGUGGUCAUUCAUUUAAUAAUAUAUAUGCAAUCAACCCUGCAGAAAGCAAAGACCUUGCCAUCAUUUGGAUCCUUGUUUGGAGAAAUGUGGAGAUCAUAUCUGUACUCCAUGUUAAAAAAUAGUGA
Paramecium tetraurelia is the source of this 612-nucleotide messenger RNA. RefSeq lists its product as uncharacterized. Lineage: Eukaryota; Ciliophora; Oligohymenophorea; Peniculida; Parameciidae. The record is from RefSeq and is a predicted model, not a curated record. The transcript has a single exon.